CCAGUUCCACUCUGAGAACGGACUACAAUACUGACAACACGCCUGUUUGGCUCAAGAUGCACAUCUCAGUGCUUUUCAAGGUCAUACUGCUGUUGGAGUUGGGUGUACUGUUGCUCGAAGCAGGUAAUUCUCCCGCAGGACGCAGAGGAAAGAAGGAACGGAAAAGGGCUGUAGCUAAUGGGGGCUCCCAAAGAAAAGCCAGAAAACUGUGGCUGAGUUUUGAUUCUGCAGUAGAAAACCUACCAGAUACCAGAUACCAAAUAUCUCCAAGUCAGUCAACAUCUCCAUGGAUGUAUGAGGUGUCUUACGACGAAUCCCGUAUUCCGAGUCGCAUCUUCGAGGCAAAGUGUGAGAGAGUGGGCUGCCUGAACAAAGAUGGAAGUGAAGACGUUGGUCUGGAAUCGAAACCCAUUUUCUACCAAAUCCUGGUGCUCAGAAGAGUAAAGGGCAAAAAGAAGAACUAUUCCUUCAGGCUGGAGAAAUAUACCACUAGUGUGGGCUGCACAUGUGUUUCACCUAACGUUAUUUCUCACAUGUAGUGCUGUAGUGCUAUAUUUGACUGAAAAAAAAACCAAACAAAACAAAACUGUGCAUACAGCUUCACAGCCAUUUAUAUUGACUACGCAGUCAUAUUAUUGCUUUCUUUGUUCUUGCUCUCUUUUUUAGCUUUUUAGGAAACUAGAAAACAAAGGGCUUGACAUGAACAUUUGAGGAACAUUCUUUUGUCUCCUCAACUCUUUGCUGUUUUUAGUUCUGAGACUCAGUUAUCAAUAAAGGACCAACAAAAAGACAAAGCACAAAUUAUUUGUUUAAUAAAGAGGUGUUUUUACUGACCAUCAUGCCAAAUCGGAAAGGAUCAUCUUUUAUGACAACCACAAAAAAAAGCAAUUGGGGUUUCCUGAACAGUACAUAUCAAUGCUCAUCACUGCACAUAUUGCCAUUUUGUUAAGUCACUGAACAUCUAACGCCUUUAGCGUAACUUUCGUUAACAGGUGGCAUGACAACAUUAUUAAAAAAACAAAAACAAAAAAACCCCACACAACAGAGAACACAUGCCAUAAAUAAAUAAAUGCAUUCCCAGCUAAUCCUAAAACAGCUUCUCUGAUUGCUGCUUCAUUAAAAUAUAACUUAAUUUGUUUUCUCGUUACUGUACGUCCCUGCUCUGCGUUCUUGACAUGUUGUGAUCUCUCCUCUUAGUGAUCAUUUGAGCAUGAUACAAACAAAAGUCUUUCAGCUUAUACUGUAUGUGCCUUUGAAUUGUGCUUAAGUAUUUAGUAAGGAAUAUCAUUCUGAAAAGUCUAAACAAUUAUGAGCUUGUUUUUUUCUUUAAAUUAAAUCUCAUGAAAAUGCAAUAUCAUGAAUAUACUGUGAUACUGUUUAGGGAUCAAAUACAAUGUGAAUAAAGUCCUUUAUGAAUUCAUUUUAUUGAGAAGCCACAUGUGCCUCU
Messenger RNA from Neoarius graeffei (lesser salmon catfish), 1447 nucleotides. RefSeq names its product interleukin 17a/f3 (gene il17a/f3). Gene Ontology annotation, molecular function: cytokine activity. The record is from RefSeq and is a predicted model, not a curated record. The coding region runs from base 57 to 539 and encodes 160 amino acids. Gene Ontology annotation, cellular component: extracellular region. NCBI's taxonomy places the organism in Eukaryota, Metazoa, Chordata, Actinopteri, Siluriformes, Ariidae. The transcript is spliced from 3 exons. Gene Ontology annotation, biological process: inflammatory response.